Olea europaea var. sylvestris is the source of this 906-nucleotide messenger RNA. RefSeq names its product cell division cycle-associated protein 7-like. The transcript is spliced from 8 exons. NCBI's taxonomy places the organism in Eukaryota, Viridiplantae, Streptophyta, Magnoliopsida, Lamiales, Oleaceae. Gene Ontology annotation, cellular component: nucleus. The record is from RefSeq and is a predicted model, not a curated record. Gene Ontology annotation, biological process: regulation of DNA-templated transcription. The coding region runs from base 1 to 906 and encodes 301 amino acids.
AUGGAAUUUUACCUAGUAAGGAAGGAAAUAGAAAGUGAAACUUACUUAAUAGAGAAAAAGAGCGUGGGGAGAAAGUCUGGCUUGAAAUUUUUUAGUCUGGUCUUAAAUUCAAACUUUGAUUCAUCCGUAGUUCGAGGCUUGAGGUCUUCUAUUUUUAUUGCUUAUAGAGAAUCUACUUCAAGUAAAAUGAAGGGGUUUUUGAGGAAGUACAUCCGGAUGAAAGAAGAAUCUGGCAAAAGAAGAACACUGCAACCGCUGGGAAGCAAAGCAUUAGUAAAUAAACAUAAUUCUAAAGGAAUAAACCUCGCCAACAUUUCUCAUAGAACUACUACUUCCAGGUCUAAAAGUGUGCGAAAGGUUCCUCAUUUGUUGAUGCUAGCUACAAAGAAAAUGAAAGAGAUGGAAAAGAUUGAUGGUUCUACUAUUUUUAAGGAACAAAAGUGGAAUCUUGAGACGUACACUGAAGAUGAUGCUAAGCAAUUAGGGGAUUACAAAAUCCCUUGGAUUUUGUUUCGCGAUGGAUAUGAAAAUGGUCGAAGAUUGUACGAUAAAUUCAACGGACGGACUUGUCAUCAAUGCAGACAGAAAACUCUAGGCCUUCGCACUCAGUGCAGCAGAUGCAAGGGGUCGACUGGGAUGUUAUGUGGAGACUGUCUAUACAUAAGAUAUGGGGAGAAUAUAAUUGAAGCAAAUGAGAAUGGGAAAAGUUGGAUAUGCCCAGUGUGUCGAGGAAUAUGUAACUGCAGCAAAUGUAGAAACAAGAAAGGAUUGCCGCCUAUUCCUUGUAUAUAUUCCAAGGCGCAGAGAAAUGGUUACAAGUCUGUGGCACACUAUCUUAUUAAAACCCACAUUGUUAGUAUCAGUGGUGAAGGAGAGACAACAAAAAAGGAAGCAUUUUGCCUGUAA